ACAGAAAAAAUGAAGGAGGCAAAUUGGACCCAAGUGUCUGAAUUCAUUCUCUUAGGAUUCUCAGGUCGAUCUGAAGUGCAGUUAAGUUUGUUCUUGCUCUUUCUUCUUAUGUAUCUAUUAACUCUAAUAGGAAAUGUGGGUAUGAUAGUGCUGAUUCAUACUGAUUCUCUCCAACACUCUCCGAUGUAUUUUUUCCUGAGUAACUUGUCUUUCAUAGACAUCUGCUACUCCUCCUGCAUCACACCCAGGUUUCUGUAUGAUCUCCUUGUGGCCAGGAAGGUAAUUUCAUACAAUUCAUGUGCAACCCAGAUGUGGUUCUUCACCUCCCUUGCUACAACUGAGUGCUACCUUUUAGCUGCUAUGGCUUAUGAUCGCUUUGUGGCCAUCUGCAACCCACUGCUUUAUCCAGUAAUCAUGACCAGAAAUAUUUGCUUCCUGCUUCUAGCUGGCUGCUACUUGGUGGGGAUUGUAAAUGCUGUUGUCCAUACCAGUGGUACAUUCCAGCUCUUUUUUUGUGGCCCCAAUGAAGUUAAUUCUUAUUUCUGUGACAUCCCUGCUUUGCUGCGGCUCUCCUGCUCAGACAACUAUGUUUCCAAAAUGGUGCUCUUUGUCUUUUCUGCUUUUGUUGUGGUAUUGAAUGCUGUCAUCAUUGUAAUAUCUUAUGCUUAUAUCCUUUCCACUGUGUUGAGGAUACGGUCAAUCACAGGCAGGCAAAAGACCUUCUCAACCUGUGCAUCACACCUGAUGGCCAUUACUCUGUAUUAUGGGACACUUACCUUCAUGUAUGUUCAGCCUGGAGGGCUUGAGGCAGUGGAGCAAGACAAAAUAGUAUCAGUUUUCUACACCAUUGUGAUUCCCAUGCUGAACCCUGUCAUCUACAGUCUGAGGAAUGAGGAGGUGAAAAAAGCCCUGAGGAAAAAAAUGAACCAGAACAUCUGUCUUCAGUAG
Molecule: messenger RNA, 948 nt
Organism: Eublepharis macularius
Lineage: Eukaryota; Metazoa; Chordata; Lepidosauria; Squamata; Eublepharidae
Product: olfactory receptor 1020-like
Exons: 1
Coding region: 10-948 (312 amino acids)
Biological process (GO): sensory perception of smell; G protein-coupled receptor signaling pathway
Cellular component (GO): membrane
Molecular function (GO): odorant binding; olfactory receptor activity; G protein-coupled receptor activity
Source: RefSeq, a predicted model, not a curated record